AGCAGAUAAGGAGAUAAAAGCCCGAGCGCGUGGAUUCGGAGGCGCUUCCCUUAUAUGGUCAUGGUGGCUGGCUGGUCGGCGCUUCUGGCGAGACGUGUAGCGUGCCGGUCCUUCGAAAAUGUCUUAUAACAACCUAGCUGUCUGGGCUUGCCUACCCCGCACCCAGAGGGGACAACCCAUCGUGCUGGGCGUCGACCCCAAGGGCAAGAAGCUCCUCUACGCCAAUGGGAACUCAGUCAUCAUCCGCGACCUGGAGAACUCCUCCGUGGCCGACGUCUACACAGAGCACUCCAUCCAAGUUAAUGUUGCUCAGUAUGCUCCCUCUGGGUUUUAUGUCUGCUCUGGAGAUCAGCAUGGAAAGGUCCGCGUCUGGGACACCAUCAACCCUGAGCACAUCCUCAAGGCAGAGUACCAACCUCUGGGAGGCCCAAUCCGAGACCUGUGCUGGUCACACGACUCGCAGCGCAUAUGUGUUGUAGGAGAAGGCCGGGGAAAGUUUGCCCACGUUUUCAUGAUGGACACGGGAGCCUCGGUGAAAGGUGACCUUUCUGGACACACCAAGGCUAUCAACUCAGUCUCUUGGAAGCCGACCAGACCUUUCCGCAUUGCCACUGGCUCCGAGGAUAACAAGUCUGCCUUCUAUGAGGGUCCUCCAUUUGUCUUCAAGUGCACCAAAGCUGAUCACACAAAAUUUGUCCAGUCUGUACGGUACUCUCCAGAUGGUGAGAAAUAUGCCACGGGUGGAUUUGAUGGCAAGAUCUUUGUCUACAAUGGAAAGGAUGCUGAACUCAUCAAGGAAAUGGGAUCCCCAGCACAUAAAGGAGGAGUUUAUGCAGUAUCCUGGAGUCCUGACAGCAAACAGCUGCUCUCUGCCAGUGGAGACAAAACAUGCAAGAUCUGGGAUGCAGAAACAGGAGAAAUGGUUUCAGAGUUUGUCAUGGGCACAGAGGUUGAAGACCAGCAGGUGUCUUGCAUCUGGACUGGGGACUUUGUGGUUUCAGUCUCCCUCUCUGGGUUCAUCAAUUACCUUAACCCAGCUGAUCCGUCAAAGCCUAAGAAGAUCAUUAAGGGCCACAAUAAGCCAAUAUCUCGCAUUGGUCUUUCCCCAGACCGCAGUACAUUGUAUACAGCAGGAGUUGACGGCACAGUCACUGUUUGGGAUGUUGCAACAGGCGACAACGAGCGCAUUUCAGGCAAGGGCCACGGGAACCAUGUCUCUGGUGUUGUUGUAAAGGAUGACAUUGUCUUCAGUGCUGGCAUUGAUGACUCUGUGAAAAUCAUCGACCGUCUUGAGAAUGGCUACACGGGAACAUCCAUCUCUUUGGGAUCGCAACCCAAGAUGAUCGCAGCCCUGGAUGAUGGUGUCAUCUGUGUUACCACUAAAGAGAUCUGCAUGAUCCGUGACAACGUCAAAGUGGGAAGCUUCCCCAUCAGUUGGGACGGCCUCUCCAUAUCCACCAAUGGAUCGUUCAGUAACGAGGUGGCGGUCGGUGGCCAGGACAAUCUUAUCCACAUUUACACCCUUGAUGGCAACACCCUUACAGAGAAAACCACUCUGCAACAUCUAGGACCAGUGACGGAUGUGGCCUAUUCCCCCGAUGGCCAGUAUCUUGUUGCUUGUGAUGCAAACCGCAAGGUGAUUGUGUACAGUCUCCCUGGGUAUGAAAAGUUCAACCGUAUGGAGUGGGGCUUCCACAACGCGCGCAUCAACUGUGUCGCCUGGAGUCCUGACAGCAGUAUGGUGGCUAGUGGCUCUCUUGACACCAUGAUCAUCAUCUGGAGCAUGACACAGACUAACAAACACAUCAUUAUUAAGAACUCGCACCCGCAGUCGCAAGUUACCGGACUGGUUUGGCUGGACAACGAGAGGGUGAUGUCUUCAGGUCACGAUGGACUGGUGAAGACAUGGAGCGUGAAGUUUUGAGUUCUCCUAAAUUCUUGAGAGAAUCCUUCUUCUUGAAACAUGGCCUUUUCAUUCAGGACACAAGCAAAAAUAACAAUUAGAAGACCCGUUAUUUGUAUUGGGACACCCAAGAAAUUGCUUCAUGAUGGAUGUGUGUGUGUGUGUGUGCCAUUAAAAACAAAAACAAAAAAGAACUGGUAUAUAUAUAUAAAGAUAUAAAUAUACUCAUAUAUAUAUACAGGUUUUGAAGAGCAUAUCAGACUUAAGAAUAUAGGGUUUUCUCAUCACUUUAUAGGUAAGUUUAGUUCCUAAGAUUAUCUCUGAGCCCGGUAAUGCAGGGUUUGGAGCCUCUGUAUGCCGGAAAGGUUUGUCUGCUGCAAAUACUAUGUGAUUUUAUCCAAAGAAAUUUGAAUCCAUUUGUCUGCUGUUGAGAUUAGUUCUGUAACAGUGCUUUCAUGUGACUCAACCAAACUACCAGUUCUUUCUUUCCUUCUUUAUCUGGAUUGGAAAAGUAACGUUUGUAUUGAUUACUAAAAUCACAUUAAUAUUUAUAUGGGAAAUGCAUUUAUAAUAUGUAAAAAAAGAAAAAGAAAAAAAUAUAUAUACUAUAUAUCCAUAACCAUCCUUUGAGCGUAUUCUUUUGGUAUGUAUUUUGGCAAGACCUACAAGGAGUCCAGCUACACGAAAGUACAUAGUUUGACUGUUGUACAUUCCCCACACCCAUUAGGUGCUAACCGUCGUGCACUUGAAACUACUAAAGAAAGGUAAAGAAAAAACAAAUGGGAUGUUGGGAUUAAAAAAUUUUUAAAGAGAGAGAGUAAGGGCUAUGAGCUUAGUUCGUCCCACCAGAGUUUGUCCUACAGUGCAGAGAUUUGAAUUAGUUGAUACAUAGUCUGUUAUAUCAAAAGAGAAAAAGGUUGUUUUUAGUAUAUAUCUUCUAACUUAUUUUUGAUACUAGUAGCCCUGAGACUUUCAUCAUUACUGCAUAACAGUUGUAAAAUGUCAUUCAUUUCGAAGGGCUGAUGUAUUUUUCUUAAUAGUAAAAAUUCUUGUGCCAAUCUUAGAAGAGAGGAUGCAAUUUGCUUUGAGAAUAUAAUGAACUCGGAGAAAGGAUGUUGCCAAGAUUGAUGACGGGAUAACAAAUAUUUCCAACGUGAUUCACAGGAAAAAAAAAAAAAAAAGGUAUCUGGCAAUAUAGUAAAAGCAUCCAUUAAGACAUCAAAACUUCACUGCCUUUUUUUUAUAGAGGAGAAAAAUGGAAAGAAGAAGAAGAAAAAAAAUAGAGACAGACAGACAGCCCAUAUCUUACAUGAUUUACCAUAAUUCAGGAAUUGUAUCUAUUUUUAAUGUUCCUAAACAUCAACAUCUUUUUGUAAUUUUUGUAAGUGUGAAUGUUAAAAAAAAAAAGAUAAUUAUGAUUUUUGUUCAUGUGUGAUUAUUGCUUAGUCUCCGUUUUGGGCAUGUCUUCCACUCAAUGGACAUGGGAAUAAAAGAAAAAUUUAUUUAUUCCAUAUAUUUGGAAUGUGAUUUUCAUUUUUUUGUUUUUGUGUGAGAAUAAUUUUUACGUGGUUAUGCUAUAUAAAAAAAAACAAAAACAAACGAAAACUUUAAAAAAAAAUUACACAUAUAUAUCCCAGUGAUUGUUUGAUAUUCUUGUAAUGCCCAGUGAUUGUGUUAUGUAAAACUUCUCUUUAUUUUUUAUUUAAGUUCAUCAUUUACGGGCCCAAAGUGACUAUUAAAGACCUGUCAGUUUACCCCUUUCAUUUGUUUACUCUUUUCUACAUUUAUAUUUCUUUUUCUAUAUGACUUCACCAUUUCCCCCCUUUUAUAUGGCCAAUAGAAUUAGACGUACACAACUGUGAUCUUUUCCAGACACCAGUAACUUUUGUCUCACGAUGGCACUCCUGACUGAGGCAGAAAUUGAGCCGACUGCAUGAGAGCUCAAUGACAAACUUCCCCAUUGUUCUUGCAGAGGCUCUGGCAUGACCAUUCUCUCUUGUUCUUGCCUUUUGAUACGGUGAAAUUUGUGAUCUGUACUUCACAAAUCUCUUGCACACUCUCUCUUCUCCUCUCUUAAAAUCUCUUGUCUCUUUAUUUAGUAAUUCAUGAUAACAGUGUCACUAUACAUUUUUUGGAAAUGUGUCAAUUUUGGUACUUUUUAAGAAGAUCCCAUGUAACCCAAUGAAGAGCUUAUUCAACAUUGCAGGGUAAUGUUAAUCUCACUGUAAAAGGAGUAUUACCUACUGCAUAUAUAAUUCUGCUCAAGAAACUAAAGCUGAACUAAAAGAAAAAAGUAAUAGACAAGGAUUUAGUAAUGAGAACACUAUGCAGAAUCUUUUGUAAAGCCAUCUGAAUGAAGUUCAAACAAGCACUCGCAUGGAGAACAUAUGACGUUGCCAUGAGAACAGUGUGCAAAUUCCUUGUUAUAGCAGUGCAAGUACAGAACAUGAUUGAAUAUAGGAAACCCGUACAACUACAAUUAAUUAUAGCAGUUUUUCAAAAUAUUUACGCAAUAUUUCCCUCCCCUUUUUCUGUAAGGCAUCAAGUUCCUGAUGCCUUCUCAGCCUUCAUUUUGAUAUCAAUAAACAAUCACCUUGGU
Messenger RNA from Penaeus monodon (black tiger shrimp), 4502 nucleotides. RefSeq names its product actin-interacting protein 1-like (gene flr). Bases 119 to 1924 code for a protein of 601 amino acids. Gene Ontology annotation, molecular function: actin filament binding. Gene Ontology annotation, cellular component: cortical actin cytoskeleton. The record is from RefSeq and is a predicted model, not a curated record. Lineage: Eukaryota; Metazoa; Arthropoda; Malacostraca; Decapoda; Penaeidae. Gene Ontology annotation, biological process: positive regulation of actin filament depolymerization; sarcomere organization; locomotion. The transcript has 14 exons.